AUCAGUAGUAGUGGCACAUAACGUAUAAUAAGACUUGUAUUAAUGUUAUGAUUUGUAUUCAUAGUAAAUGUUAGUUACAAUGGCAAAUACAGGUUUAUUGCCAUUUGUUCGUGGUGUAGAUUUCACAUGCAAUGAUUUUAGCGGUGACAAAUUUCCCGACGCUAUACGAUAUAUGACUGGGCUUCAAUGGCUAAGACUCGAUAAAACUAAUUUAACUGAUAUUCCCGAAGAAUUAGGGAAACUUAUGAAAUUGGAAAAUUUGUCUCUCAAGAAGAAUGAUUUAGAGAAGUUAUUUGGUGAGCUAACUGAAUUGAAAUGUUUACGGUCUCUAAAUGUGAGACACAACAAAGUGAAAAGCUCAGGUAUCCCUGCAGAACUGUUUCGGUUGGAAGAGCUCACAACACUGGAUCUGUCCCAUAACAGAUUGAAGGAAGUGCCUGAAGGUCUUGACAAGGCAAAGUCUCUACUAGUUCUGAACCUUAGUCAUAACAAGAUUGAAAGUAUACCACCAACACUAUUUGUACAAUUGACUGAUCUUCUGUUUCUUGACUUGUCUAACAACUUAUUAGAAACUCUACCACCACAGACAAGGAGACUGGCAAAUCUACAGACUCUGAUACUAAAUGACAACCCUUUAGGUCUUUUCCAGUUGAGGCAACUGCCCUCAUUGCAGAGUCUAGAGACUCUGCACAUGCGCAACACACAGCGGACUCUUGCCAAUUUGCCUACCUCUCUCGACACACUAGCUAACUUGUCAGAUGUGGAUUUAUCGAAGAACUCUUUGACUAAAGUUCCAGAUGCACUGUACUCUUUGCAAAACUUAAAGAGGCUGAAUCUUAGUGAUAAUGAAAUUACAGAAGUGUCUUCUGCGAUGGACAUAUGGCAAAAACUAGAGAGUCUGAACCUCUCUCGAAAUAAGCUAACCACUCUCCCUGCGUCUUUGUGCAAACUGCAGAAUUUGAGAAGACUGCAUGUUGACGAUAACAAAUUGGACUUUGAGGGAAUCCCAUCUGGUAUUGGGAAACUCGGAAAUUUAGAAGUGUUCUCAGCAGCCAAUAACCAACUGGAAAUGAUACCUGAAGGCCUAUGCAGAUGUGGUUCCCUAAAGAAACUCAAUUUGAGCUGCAACAAGCUGAUCACGUUACCCGACGCUAUACACCUGUUGAGCGACCUGGAGAGCCUGCAACUCCACGACAACCCCGACCUGGUGAUGCCCCCGAAGCCUGUGGAAAGACCCAGGGGCGCCGGCCUGCAGUACUACAACAUUGACUUCUCUCUGCAAGCACAACUGCAGUUAGCAGGCGCCGCUACUACGGAACCUACUACGCCUACCAGCGUGAAGUCGGACCCGAUAGCACGCAAGCUGCGGCUGCGACGCGGCCGCGCCGAGCCCGAGCAGCGCGACUCGGCGCUCAUACUGCGCGGCAUGCAGGAGCAGGCCAACACGCAGCACACCGACCAGCGGCCAGACCAGCGCAACAGCGAGCUCAAGCCCAAGCGCUGGGACGAGAGUUUGGAGAAGCCACCAUUGGACUAUUCAGAGUUCUUCGACGAGGAUACCGGUCAGACGCCAGGCCUGCAAAUCUGGGAGAUUGAGAAUUUUAUACCCGCCCCCGUUGAAGAGGUUGCGUAUGGGAAAUUCUUUGAGGGUGACUGCUACAUCGUACUGAAGACAUUCUUAGAGGAACAAGGGCAGCUUUCGUGGGAUAUACACUUUUGGAUUGGCUCAAAGGCUACUCUAGACAAAGGCGCAUGCGCGGCGAUGCACGCGGUGAACCUGCGCAACCUGCUGGGCGCCAAGCGCACGCAGCGCCACGAGCAGGGCGACGAGACGCCCGACUUCCUCGCGCUGUUCCCCACGCCGCCCGUCUACAUACAGGGCAGCCACACGCCCUCCGGCUUCUUUACCGUCGACGACCCGCACUACGUGCGGCGAUUGUACCGCGUGGAGAGCGCAGGCAGCGGGCUACGUCUGCAGCCGGUGCCUCCGCGAGCUCAAGAACUCGAUCCCAGAUACGUCUUCUUACUCGACGCCGGCCUCACUAUAUUCUUGUGGAAUGGUAAAAAGGCAAAGAACACACUAAAGUCUAAAGCUCGACUGUUCGCCGAGAAAAUGAACAAAGAAGAGAGAAAGAACAAAGCUGAAUUGAUCGCAGAGCCUCCUGGAAAAGAGCCCCGGAUCUUCUGGGAAACAUUGGAAUAUGAAGACGAGACACCGUUUAUGCCGCAGGAACAUGUGCCGGAGGACGUGCUGUGGCUUCCGCCGCGGCUGUACCGUGUGGAGCUGGGCAUGGGCUACUUGGAGCUGCCGCAGCCCGAGGCGAGCCUCACGCGACACGUGCUUGCCACCAGGAACGUCUACAUACUGGACGCACACAUUGAUGUCUUCGUCUGGUUCGGCAAGAAGUCGUCGCGGCUAGUGCGCGCGGCAGCAGUGAAACUGGCGCAGGAGUUGUUCAAUAUGGCGCCGCGCCCAGAUCAUGCGCUAGUUACCAGGCUGCAGGAGGGCACCGAGACGCAGGUGUUUAAAACAUACUUCGCCGGGUGGGACGAAGUGAUCGCCGUAGACUUUACCCGUACUGCGGAAUCUGUUGCCCGCACCGGUGCUGAUCUCGCCAGCUGGGCUAAGCAGCAGGAGACCAAGGCAGACCUGUCAGCUCUGUUCACUCCCCGCCAGCCACCGAUGCAGCCGUCCGAAGUCAAAACACUGUCAGACGAGUGGAACGAAGACUUGGAGGCGAUGGAGGCGUUCGUGCUAGAGGGGCGACACUUCGUUCGGCUGCCAGACCACGAGAUCGGCAUAUUCCACAGCUGCGACUGUUACGUGUUCUUAUGUAAAUACAUCAUGCCCGCCGAGCCAGAAGAUGAGAGCGAUGCGUCGAACGAAGCGGAAGAGGCGGAGUCUGAGUGCGUGUCGUGGGUAGUGUACUUCUGGCAGGGCCGGCGCGCGCCCAACAUGGGCUGGCUCACAUUCACCUUCGGCCUCGAGAGGAAGUUCAAACAGCUGUGCAGACGCCUAGAUGUCGUGAGGACUCACCAGCAGCAAGAGAGUCUCAAGUUCAUGGCACAUUUCUAUAGGAAGUUCAUUAUUAAAGAUGGCAAGAGGAAUACUAAACCCGAGGGUGGGCGACAACCGGUGGAGUUGUUUGAACUGCGCAGCAACGGAUCUGCACUCUGUACGCGCCUCAUACAAGUGAAGGCAGACGCCGCGCAGCUCAAUAGUGCUUUCUGUUAUAUAUUAAACGUACCACUGGAGGGUUCAAACGACACAUCGUCCGCUAUAGUCUACGCGUGGAUCGGCAGCAAGAGCGAUGCGGACUCAGCGCGACUCAUUGAACAAAUCGCCGAGGAGAAGUUCAAUAAUCCCUGGGUCAGCCUGCAGGUACUAACGGAGGGCAGCGAGCCCGACAAUUUCUUCUGGGUGGCGCUGGGUGGUCGAAAACCGUAUGACACCGACGCCGACUACCUCAACUACACCCGUCUCUUCCGGUGUUCCAACGAGAAGGGAUACUUCACAGUGUCCGAGAAAUGCACAGAUUUCUGCCAGGACGAUUUAGCUGAUGACGACAUCAUGAUUUUGGACAACGGCGAGCAAGUUUUUCUAUGGCUUGGAGCCAAGUGCUCCGAGGUGGAAAUUAAACUUGCAUAUAAGUCAGCACAAGUGUACAUUCAACACAUGAAGUCAAUGCAACCAGACAAACCACGGAAACUGUUCCUCACCUUAAAAGACAAAGAGUCGCGACGUUUCACCAAGUGCUUCCACGGUUGGGGCGAGCACAAGAGGCCGCCUGAGUAAACAAAUUGAUCUGCAUUUAAUAAACCAAAAAAUUUUUUAACAUCAAGACAAAUUGGUUAGUUAAUCCAAUCCUAUAUAUAUAUAUAUACUUGUUUUUAGUAUUACCUUAUCCAUCAGUGCUUACUGUUGGUAGAAUUUACUACUAAAUACUUUGAAAAUUGGAAUUGAACCAUUGUUUUCAAUUUUGAAGAAUAAUUUUAUUACAUAAAAUAGGUAGGUAUAUAUGUUGUAAUUUGAAAACAAUGUAAGUAACCAACGAAACUUUCGGUAGAUACAUUUCCAAAGAACAAUACGCCACACGUUGCUAUCUAAAACUAUUUUAUAUAUACAACUGCAAAAACAUUAUCACUUGUUAAAAGUACAAGAGUACUGGAAAAAAAAAAAAACUAAGAAAAUUAAUAUUGAAAAAUACCCGUACUAUUGAUAUUAUUAUAUUAAAUAGUAGCAAAGGAAUGGUCAUACCAUUGGUUUGCUUUAUACCAUUUUAUAUCAUUAAAUAAUGCAGUAUUAGUCAAUGUAAAAUGUAUAUUAUGACAUGUAUGCUUUUAAUUUUGUAUCUGGUUAAAGUUCGCCCAACCAAAGCGACGACAAAGUAUAAGCGUUUGCCGUGCGGCUCUAUCUAUGAUAGCUUUUAAGACCAACAUCGUCAAAAAAAUUGUCUAAGGGCGCCAAAUAGGUUAAUUUGGGCAACCCUACAUAAAAUUAUUAUGACAAGCAUCUCAGAGCACGCAUACACAGACUAUGUAAUAUUCUAUUAUUUGCUCAUGCUAUAAACUUUUAUUAGUCUAAUUGGUUAUCCACAAUUAACUGAAUGACAAUGAACUAACUUAUUAUAAUUAAAUAAUGUCAGUUCAAUAAGUAAAUAUUAAAUGAGAUUGACGCAACUGACAGGAAUGAUUUAUUCUUUAAGGUUUUGUAAUAAUAGUUUAUACCUUUUCAUAAACAAGAUGUUACAAAGAAUAAACAGUAUUACGAGUAUAUACAAUUUACACGUUAUUAGUUCUUCUAUUAAUAUACUUUAAUUCAAUUCAUUUGAAACCGUUUUAUUGCUAUAUAAAUACUUGAACACUAAAACAUACAUUUCUGUUAUAUAAUUAAUCUCAAUUCCAACACACACACACAUAUAUAUAUAUAUAUCCGUCAGUAUUCUACAACUAUGACGAUAUAUUUACAGAUUGGUCCCAUAGAAGUUUUAUCAAAAUUCAGUAAUUUACUUUUAAAUCAAAAUAAUUAGUUUUCUCACAAUUGAAGUCGGUUUAUAUAUAUAUAUAUAUAAUGUUUGGGGGGUAUCAUGGGUGAAACAGUACACUCUGUUAUAUCGAUGGUACUGCUCAUGUCUAUAAGAGUCAGUUACCACUUUUCAUCAUGUGGGCCAUCAGCUUGGUUACUAUUCAAAUUUAUAUAAAAAAAUGUAUUAAUAAAUACUUAGAACAACUUUCAUAAUGUUCCAAAUUUACCCUGUUCAACUUAUAAAGACCUCAUAUUAAUAUACCAAUAUGUUACCAAUUGGCCAUAGGCUUUCUCUCCAUAAAAUGGGGCAUAAAUAUCAUACUGCUCAGUGUGACAAUGUAGCACAAAACAUAUUAUUUGUAUGAUUUAUUUCAAUGUUGAUUAGCAUAGUACUCCUUAACAUUGAAUAUAUUUCAAAAUCUUAAUUAUUUGCAUUUAAAUCACUAUAGAAUCACAGUAACAAUUUAGUUUUUACUGUAUAGGGAAUGUGGAAAAUGACUACAAUGGAAUUGAAAGACUGAUAUCAUGCCAUUUUUUCAAGUCAUUUAUUUAACAUUUUCACUUAUAAAAUAUUAUGCAAUACAGACUUUAAUUUUGGGGCACAAAAUUCUAUUCACUGUAUUUAAUUACAGUUGUCAAUGAGAAGUAUGCCAUAUGUAUUGAUAUACAAUAAAACCUUAGAUGUAUGACCAACAAAAAGUGAUAUAAAAAUUGGCACAGAAAAUACAGGAUAUUGAACCAUAUUAUACACUCAUUUCUAACCAACUAUUGAUUAUACUAAAAUGUUGCCUAAAUAUUGAAUUUUUUAUUUACAGUAAAUAUUUGACUUAAUUUACAUUCAAGACAAUGUUUAAAGUAACUUUUAUAAUUAUGAAUCUCAGGUUUUAAUUAUAUCAAAACAUGUUAAUAUUUUCACAAUGAAAACAUUAAAUCAGGUCAAGUUAAAUUAUGUUCUAUACAACACAAGUUAUAUUCUAAUAAUAAUAACAAAAAAUACAAUAGUAAUAAACAUCAAAGGUAAUCUCACUGCCUAUCCUAUGACUAAGACUUGGUGUGAAAAUAAAAUCUAAUUAAAUAUAUGAUUUUGUCCCAAGAUUAACAGUCUGGUAAAUUUAAAUGUUUUUAUCAUACAUAGCAUUGCCUAUAUAAAUCAGAGUAAUAUUUGACUAGAUUUACAAAGAUUUUAUAUUACUCUACAUGGAAUUUAUACAUGCAUUUUAUCAUGAUGCAUUCAAAUAUUUAUUACCUAAUAUUUUAUUUAGAUGUAUAUAGUAAGCUGUUGCUGAAGUAGAUUCGAAGUUAGAUUUUUGACACUGUAAUUCUUGUAUAUCAAUUUAUGUAAAUAUAGAGAAAUUCUAUAAUGCCACUAAUAUAUAUAAAUUAAUUAAUGUUCAAUUAUUAAAUAUGAUAAGUGCAAUAUUUGAUUGAAAUGCUUGAGCUCAAACUAAAGUAAUAGAGAUUUUUGUAACAAACCUAUACUAAUAAAAUUUUAUAACAAA
Messenger RNA from Galleria mellonella (greater wax moth), 6525 nucleotides. It is a transcript of the gene fliI, whose product is annotated as protein flightless-1. Bases 68 to 3796 code for a protein of 1242 amino acids. The transcript is spliced from 23 exons. NCBI's taxonomy places the organism in Eukaryota, Metazoa, Arthropoda, Insecta, Lepidoptera, Pyralidae. The record is from RefSeq and is a predicted model, not a curated record. Gene Ontology annotation, molecular function: actin filament binding; phosphatidylinositol-4,5-bisphosphate binding. Gene Ontology annotation, cellular component: nucleus; cytoplasm; actin cytoskeleton. Gene Ontology annotation, biological process: myofibril assembly; actin filament severing; barbed-end actin filament capping.